Molecule: messenger RNA, 1050 nt
Organism: Haliotis rubra (blacklip abalone)
Lineage: Eukaryota; Metazoa; Mollusca; Gastropoda; Lepetellida; Haliotidae
Product: BUD13 homolog
Exons: 2
Coding region: 1-1050 (349 amino acids)
Source: RefSeq, a predicted model, not a curated record
AUGAACCCACAGGUUUCCGACCAUGACUCAAGACACAUAGUCAGCACAAGAUCUCAGCUCGAAAACAAGACACACCCAGGUCAAGAACAAGACACACCCAGAUCGAGAACAAGUCACACCAAGAUCGAAAACAAGUCACACCAAGAUCGAGAACAAGUCACACCCAGAUCGAGACCAAGACACAGCCAGCUCAAGAACAAGACACACCCAGAUCGAGACCAAGACACACCCAGAUCGAGACCAAGACACACCAAAAUCGAGAACAAGUCACACCCAGAUCGAGAGCAAGAAACAUCCAGACCGAGACAAAGACACGCCCAGAUCGAGGCCAAGACACCUCUAGAUCGAGACCAAGACUCGCCCAGAUCGAGACCAAGACACACCAAGCUCAAGAACAAGACACCCCCAGCUCAAGAACAUGACACACCAAGCUCAAGAACAAGACACACUCAGCUCAAGAACAAGACACACCCAGAUCGAGACUUAGUCACACCCAGAUCGAGACCAAGACACACCCAGAUCGAGACCAAGACACAUCCAGAUCGAGACCAAGAUACACCCAGAUCGAGACCAAGACACAUCCAGAUCGAGACCAAGAUACACCCAGAUCGAGGCCAAGACACCUCUAGAUCGAGACCAAGACACGCCCAGAUCGAGACCAAGACACACCAAAUUGAGACCAAGACACUCCCAGCUCAAGAACAAGACACACCCAGAUCGAGACUAAGUCACACCCAGCUCAAGAACAAGACACACCCAGAUCGAGACCAAGACACAUCCAGAUCGAGACCAAGAUACGCCCAGAUCGAAACCAAGACACAUCCAGAUCGAGAACAAGACACGCCCAGAUCGAGACCAAGACACACCCAGCUCAAGAACAAGACAUACCCAGCUCAAGAACAAGACACACCCAGAUCGAGACCAAGACACACCCAGAUCGAAACCAAGACACACCCAGUUCAAGAACAAGACACACCCAGCUCAAGAACAAGACGCACCCAGCUCAGGAACAAGACACACCCAGAUCGAGACUUAGUCACACCCAGCUAA